AUGCUAUUGUUUGGCUUAAUAGCAGCCGCUCUACUCUGCGGUAUGUCCAAUACUGCAGCACUCACUCCACGCGCCACGCUGAAGCAGGUGACCGAUUUUGGCUAUAACCCCGCGAACAUUAGAAUGUAUAUAUACGUCCCUGAUGCUGUUGUUACGUCCCCCGGUGUCGUCGUCUCGCUCCACGGGGCCUCUGGCAACGCCGAGCAACAAUUUCAAUCAACGCCUUACGCGAGCCUAGCAGAGCAAUACGGCUUCAUUGCUAUCUAUCCCGAAUCGCCACAAGGGGCUUGGGAUGCGACAUCCGACAAGUCCCUUGUACAUGACGGCGGUGGUGCUAGCCAGUCAGUUGCCAACAUGGCCAAAUACGUCGUGAACACCUACAAGGCCGACGCAAGCAAAGUCGUCAACACACUCGCGGGGACUUAUCCCGACGUCUUCAAAGCGGCCGUCAUUUAUUCCGCGGGAUCUUCGAGCAAUAUUAGAGACAUGUACGCAGGCUACACUGGUACUUAUCCGAAGAUACAGCUCUAUUUGGGAUCUGAAGAUACGAUCAUCGGGUCAGAUUCGUUUAAUGAGACUCUCGCGGCGUGGGCCUCGGUGCUUGGCUAUGAUACAAUGCCCGACCAAGUGCUAGCUGAUACCCCUGUUAGUGACUGGACGAAGUAUGUUUUAGGCAGCAAGCUACAGGGUAUAUGGGCCGAGGGUGUUGGGCAUCCUGUUCCCACUCAAGGCAAUGAAGAUAUAAAAUGGUGGGGCAUUAUGAAUUGA
Messenger RNA from Aspergillus caelatus, 768 nucleotides. Its product is annotated as alpha/beta hydrolase family esterase. Gene Ontology annotation, molecular function: hydrolase activity. The coding region runs from base 1 to 768 and encodes 255 amino acids. NCBI's taxonomy places the organism in Eukaryota, Fungi, Ascomycota, Eurotiomycetes, Eurotiales, Aspergillaceae. The record is from RefSeq and is a predicted model, not a curated record. Gene Ontology annotation, cellular component: extracellular region. The transcript has 2 exons.